Molecule: messenger RNA, 728 nt
Organism: Centruroides sculpturatus (bark scorpion)
Lineage: Eukaryota; Metazoa; Arthropoda; Arachnida; Scorpiones; Buthidae
Product: queuine tRNA-ribosyltransferase catalytic subunit 1-like
Exons: 3
Coding region: 1-396 (131 amino acids)
Cellular component (GO): cytosol
Molecular function (GO): tRNA-guanosine(34) queuine transglycosylase activity
Source: RefSeq, a predicted model, not a curated record
AUGUGGUGUUGCAGUGUAGACUGCUCCAAGGCAUCACAGAGAUUUGGAUCAGCACUAGUUAUAGAAGGACAGUUAAACUUGAAAAAGGAAUGUUAUGCCAAAGAUUUUCAACCCAUUGAUGAUAAAUGUUCUUGUUCCACAUGUACUCAUUAUACUAGAGCUUAUUUACAUUCCAUUGUCACACGUGAAACAGUUGCCUGCCAUUUACUUUCUGUUCACAAUGUAGCAUUUCAGAUGAACUUAAUGAGGUCAAUCCGUGAAAGCAUCAAAGAAAACAAGUUUCCUGAAUUUGUUAAAGAAUUUAUGCAGAAAGUCUAUCCUGAUCAUCGGUAUCCUAAAUGGGUAUAUGAUGCAUUGCUCUCUGUAAAUAUUCACUUACCCAUGGUUAAUAGUUGAUAAUUAUUGAGGAUAAUUAUUUAAGUCCAAAAAUUUUAUUGGUUUUAUGACAAAAUCAAAUUUUAAUAUAUUAUCAUUCCAAAAGCUUUUUAUUUUUCUUUUAUUUUUGUUUGAAUUAAUUAACUUUUUACAGUGAUAAUACUUCAUAGCAAGUGAGACUUAUUAUUAAUGUGGUAGAUAUAAUAAUUGUAUGAUAUAAAAGCCAGAUGUCAAAAUUCUUAUUAUAAAUUAUAUUAAAAAAAUACCUUAGUUUAUAGAAAUUUUUAAUAGGAUACAACAGUAUAGAAUCUGCUUAUUUAUUUUAACAGAUUCUAUGUUUUAACAUUUGUUUC